GGAACACUUUUAGCGCCUCAAUUACAGGAUUUUGGGUUUCAGUUCUGAGGUUUAAAACCUCAGGACUCUAUCUCCAUCUAUGUUACGUCUCUUCUUUCAACAACCCUCGACCUUUUCUCAGGCGAAUCUUGGAUGAACCGCUAGGAGAUAUUCGCGGGAAAUCUGCUGCCUUCUUUUUUGGAAUAUGUAAAGAACGAGCAAGUUGUAAUUUCUCGGUGAAGUUUUAGUUGAGUCCAAAUCAUAUUCUUUUUUUUUUUCUUUUUUCUUUUUUUUUUUUCUGGGUUUGGUUUAGUUUUUCAUGGUCGGUGACUCAGUGCGGUGAGACUGUAGGCGAUGGUGACACAGUUAGGUGCAUUAAAGAACAAGAAAAUGGUUAUAUAAGAGGUGGGUUUGGUUAUUUAUGUCAAUCAAGUUUGGAGCAUCUCGUGAGAAGAUAACAUUUACCCCGUGCUUAGAGUCACAAUUGGUUCCAACUUCGAAGUUUUGCACCAUCUGUAUUUUCGGCAUUUUAGAACACAAAUUUGAGCGACAAGCUCAUACCAUUGUGUUAAAGUUAUUUUUUUGGGGCGGGGGGAUGAAGCAUUUACAGAAUUCAUGGUUGCUAUAACAUUGAAGAGAUAAAAGUUUGUGCGAACUAGUGGGGAGUUUGAAUUGGAGGAGAGAAUACUGUUACAAUGUGUAGAAUGACGGGCAAUGAUGGGAAGUGUAGUCAUGGGGAGGAGUGUGAGAUGGGAUUCAAGUUUUUGAGUGGGGUGAAGGUUGAAAAGUUAAAGAAUUCGAGGGUAUUGAGGCCUCGAAUGAAGCUUUUCGUAAUUCGGGGGAUAACGAUUAUGUUUAUUUGUGCUUCUGUUGCUCAGUUGAUAACACUGGGAGAGAUGUGGGGGCCAAGAAUGUUCGAGGGUUGGCCUUCUUGUUUCAGUCCGUCAGGAUUGCCUCUGCCUGGCGAAUUGCCUUCUGCCCCGUACAAAGUUGCUUCCCCACCAAAAAGGGCUUAUAAGAACAAUGGUUAUCUUAGGGUUUCCUGCAAUGGAGGACUAAAUCAAAUGCGAGCAGCAAUAUGCGACAUGGUUACAAUCGCCAGAUACUUAAAUGUCACACUUAUUGUUCCAGAACUGGAUAAAACCUCCUUUUGGGCCGAUCCAAGUGACUUCCAUGACAUAUUUGAUGUGGAUCAUUUCGUCACCUCAUUGAGAGAUGAGGUUCGGAUAUUGAAGGAAUUGCCACCAAGGCUCAAGAGAAGAGUUGGAAAGCGAAUGCUAUAUUCGUUGCCACCCAUUAGUUGGUCUAACAUGUCCUACUACCAUAACCAGAUUCUUCCACUGGUGAAAAGGCACAAAGUUGUGCAUUUAAAUAGAACUGAUGCUCGAUUGGCUAAUAACGGAUUACCUCUAGAGAUUCAGAAGUUGCGUUGCCGAGUAAACUUCAAUGCUUUGAGGUAUACAUCCCAGAUAGAGGAGUUAGGUAGAAGAGUUGUCGGGAUUUUGAGGGAGAAGGGCCCCUUUCUAGUCCUUCAUCUCAGAUAUGAAAUGGACAUGUUGGCUUUCUCUGGCUGUACUCAGGGUUGCAACAGUUAUGAGGCCGAAGAUCUCACAAGGAUGAGAUAUGCAUACCCCUGGUGGAAGGAAAAAGUAAUAAACUCCACGUUGAAAAGGCAACAAGGUUUGUGCCCUUUGACGCCUGAGGAAACUGCAUUGGUUUUGAGUGCACUAGGCAUUGAUCGCAAUGUUCAGAUUUAUGUUGCUGCUGGAGAAAUAUAUGGUGGGGAAAGAAGGAUGGCUGACUUGGUGGCAGCUUUUCCUAAUGUGGUCUCAAAAGAUACCCUGCUGGAUCCCUCGGAGUUGAGUUAUUUCAAGAAUCGCUCAUCCCAAAUGGCAGCAUUGGAUUAUCUUGUUUCUCUGGAAAGUGAUCUAUUUGUUCCUACAUAUGAUGGAAACAUGGCAAAAGUAGUUGAAGGCCAUCGCAGGUUUUUAGGAUUCAAAAAGACUAUUCUAUUGGACAGAAAACUUCUCGUUGGCUUAAUAGAUCAGUACAACAAUGGGUCAUUGAACUGGGAUGACUUCUCUUCUGUUGUAAAACAAACUCAUGCCAAUCGGAUGGGAAGCCCAAAGAAACGAGUAAUCGUUCCGUCUAAACCAAAGGAGGAAGAUUAUUUCUAUGCCAACCCAUAUGAGUGCUUGCAACUGCUAGAUGAACCUUGAGAAGCACACGAUUGUCUUCAUGUUUUCACCCCAUUCUUAUGUACUUAAUCACAGAUGAUUAUCUUAAUUCUUUCACAAUGGUUCAAAUACAGAGAACUAGAGAAGGGAUUAACUUCUGCACAUAAAAUUCAGCAGCUUGGAGUGAAGUUUGGAAAUUUGCUCCUCGGGAUAUUUGCUUUGAAUAGUCAAUUUUAUGUAUAGAGUGAAAAACCUGCCAUUUUAUGGCUGAUGUUAAAUCUCAGCUAGACUGUAAGAGCAGAAAUUUUCCUACAAGGGCAGUAAGUAGCUUUUGGAAUGGUUACAACCAUUCCUCCCCUGAUAUUUUCAUAUUCUUGUACAUAUAUGAGCCUUAACCACUUUUUAAUAAAAGAUUCAAGUUCUAUAC
Molecule: messenger RNA, 2583 nt
Organism: Carya illinoinensis
Lineage: Eukaryota; Viridiplantae; Streptophyta; Magnoliopsida; Fagales; Juglandaceae
Product: rhamnogalacturonan I rhamnosyltransferase 1-like
Exons: 8
Coding region: 675-2198 (507 amino acids)
Cellular component (GO): cytoplasm
Source: RefSeq, a predicted model, not a curated record